Molecule: messenger RNA, 750 nt
Organism: Pezoporus flaviventris
Lineage: Eukaryota; Metazoa; Chordata; Aves; Psittaciformes; Psittacidae
Product: dispanin subfamily A member 2b-like
Exons: 2
Coding region: 249-590 (113 amino acids)
Biological process (GO): host-mediated suppression of symbiont invasion; response to interferon-beta; response to interferon-alpha
Cellular component (GO): plasma membrane
Source: RefSeq, a predicted model, not a curated record
UUCUCCUUCCCGCUGCUUCCUUCUUUCGCUUUCUACCCCCGGACCUUGUUCUGCAGCGCGAGCUCCUGGCGGGCACUGAAACCAGCGGGAGGAGAACCCCCGACCCCGGUGAGCAAGCCCUGCUCGGGUCACCCCCGAGCCCCGUCCCCCGGCGCUGGGGGCGGUGCGGGACCGGUCCCGUCGCGGGAGGGUCCGGAGCUGGGGACGGUGCGGGACCGAUCCCGCUCCCUUCCUCCCGCAGUGCCCCCAUGAAGCCGCGGCAGGCGGAGGUGUCGAUUCCACUGCAGCCCCCCGGGGCGGGCGCGACCCCCGCCAGCAGCCCCGUUGAGCCUCCCCGGGACUACGUGCUCUGGUCGCUCUUUAACGUGCUCCUGGGCUUCGGGCUGACCUUCCUCGGCUGCUUCUGCUUCCCUGCGCUCGUCCAUUCCAUCAAGGCCCGAGACUGCAAGGUGCUGGGGGACAUGGAGGGUGCCCGGCAGCACGGCACCCGUGCCAAGGCGCUGAACAUCGUCUGCUCCGUGCUGCUGGUCCUCACCCUCUUGGGCAUCACCAUCUUCAUCAUCAUCUCCAUCGUGCUCUCCACCACCUGACCACUGCGUGGCCACGGCCCUGCUUGCUGCCACCCCACGGGGUGCUGCUGUGACCCCCAUAAUGCCCCGCCUUGGGGGCAGAGGGAGAGGAGCGGUGCCCCCUCGCUACCCGCGCUCCCGGUGUCCGCUCCACCGCCUCGCAAGGGGACGGCUGGGACAC